ACAUCCUCCCUAGCUCAGGUCAGCGAGUUCCUCUUCCCCGUCACGCGUAUCCUGCUCCACGGGUCCCUCAUCCACAAGGUCAGGCAGCUCUUCAGCGCCGUCGACAGCAUGUGGUACAUCGGCGACAACAUCAGCCUGAGGUGCAGCUUCAUAGAGCGUCGCCUCAUGUGCCUGGAGUUCAGCCCAUGGGAAACUCAGCGUCAGAUCGCGGCAGCGAUCCAGGAGUGGGACAUGAAUCAGGAUCCGCUUUACGGAGCCCGGCAAGCAUUUCAGCAUCUCGGUCGCUACUCCAGGAACUUCCUGCAGCGCACGCUUCAGGCGCCGUCCGCCCUCCAGUUGUCCACCAGCGCGAACAAAGCGAUUCAGGAGUCAGGCGAGGACGCCGCAGGCCCGAAAAUCACAGCGCUGACGCAGGGGCUCAGGCAGCACUGGGCCGUUCAGUUCCACGGCCAGGGCGACGGGCACGAGCCUACAGCGACAGUCGCCUCCCACAUCGGUCAGCUGACUCAGCACGAGCUCGUCGACUUUUACGGCUUUCACUAG
This is a messenger RNA of Prorocentrum cordatum, 543 nucleotides long. The record is from the annotation of a GenBank genome assembly. NCBI's taxonomy places the organism in Eukaryota, Dinophyceae, Prorocentrales, Prorocentraceae.